AUGACGGAUACACAAAGAAUUGAGGACGGUCCCCGGCAUAUGGCCCAUAGCCAUGCGCAUGAAGUCGACGUCCCCGGAACAGUCGAUCUCAAUGCCGCCGCAGGUGACGACACUGGUUAUGGGCAAGCGCUUUAUCCAGUGCCGACGGAUGACCCCAAUGAUCCGCUUCAGUGGCCGGAAUGGAAAAAGACCUCCAUUCUGAUCAUCUGUGCCAUCUACUCGUUCCUCGGAAACAGCGCCCUCACUGGACCGGCAGUCUAUAUCCCUAUUUACGCCGCAGAGUUUGGUAUCUCACCUACCAAGGCUUCUGGAUUGGUAUCUUAUCCGAAUCUGGCAUUUGGAUUCGGUUCCCUUAUUCUCGUGCCCUUGUAUCUCAAGAUCGGACGUCGACCAGUGACGUUGCUCUCUAUGGCAUUCUUUGUCGGCGGUUUGGUCGGCGCCUCUCAAGCCACGACGUACGAAGGUCUGAUGGUCGCUCGUGUAUUUUGUGGCUUCGGUAGCGGAGUCUGCGAGUCCCUUCCUGUGCAACUUGUCAAUGAUAUUUUCUUCCUACACGAACGAGGAAAGAGAUUGGGAUACUAUACAAUCUGUCUCUGUCUCGGGUCUACUGGACCUCUGUAUGCUGGGUACAUGCUCGCCGGUGGUUAUUCUUGGAGAUUGUUCUUCUACGUCGUUCUAGCCUUUGCGUCCGCUAUUCUUGUUGCAGCAUUUUUCCUCGUAGAGGAGACCAACUUCAAACGGCCGGAACCAACCCCCACUCAAUCGUCUGAUAUUACCGAUGAAAAGCUACAAGGAUCUGCGCAUGCUGAGAGUAUAAGUCCAGCAGUAAUUCCAGCUCGCAAGUCGUAUCUCUCGACCCUGCGUCCCUGGAGCUCCAUCGAUCCUGACGCGAGAUUCUUCACUACGAUAUGGCGAUCAUUCACCUACUUUUGCGUGCCGGCAGUUUUCUGGGUUAUCACAACUUUCGGUAUAUAUAUCGGUCUUGGAGCUUUCUCCUUCAACUACAUCUUUCCACUAAAGAUCACAGCACCGCCAUACAACUGGAGCCAUACAAAUUCCGGUCUGCUUGCAAUCGCAACUGUUGUUGGCUACGCCCUUGCUUUACCCUUUACUUCCAGCUCCGAUCGUCUAGCAGCAUAUCUCACCAAGAGAAACGGGGGUAUCCGAGAGGCAGAAAUGCGCUUGGGUGUCUUGUUGCUACCAAUGCUCAUCCCACCAGCCGGCCUGAUCCUCUUCGGUUUCACCGCAGAGCGCAAUCUGCACUGGAUGGGCUACUUCGCAGGUGUAGCCCUGGACCAAUUCGGCUCGUACUUUUACUUUACCUUUGUACUUGCUUAUGCCGUGGACUCGUAUUACGCAAACACAGCUGAGAUGCUUAUUGCCAUGAAUCUCGGCAAACAAGCCAUUUCAUUUGGAAUGAGCUUGUAUUUGCUAGACUGGGUACUACAGCGUGGUUAUGUUGUUGUCAUCUCGGGUAUUUUCUGCGCCGUGUUGCUCGCCAAUAAUUUAGCUGUUGUGAUUUUCAUGAUCUUUGGAAAGAGGAUUCGAAGGUAUACAUCCAAGUCCUGGCUGGGAAGGUUGCAUGCUCGCACAUAUACGAAGAAUAUGACUCAUUAG
Molecule: messenger RNA, 1617 nt
Organism: Talaromyces marneffei
Lineage: Eukaryota; Fungi; Ascomycota; Eurotiomycetes; Eurotiales; Trichocomaceae
Exons: 6
Coding region: 1-1617 (538 amino acids)
Biological process (GO): transmembrane transport
Molecular function (GO): transmembrane transporter activity
Source: RefSeq, a predicted model, not a curated record